This is a messenger RNA of Carica papaya (papaya), 1441 nucleotides long. Lineage: Eukaryota; Viridiplantae; Streptophyta; Magnoliopsida; Brassicales; Caricaceae. The record is from RefSeq and is a predicted model, not a curated record.
GACAAACUCCUCUAGACAUAUACCACCUUCACUGUAUAUUUUUUCCGAGUAGGUAUAGAAUAAUACAGUGGGUUCCCGAUGAAACCGCUUUUGGGAAACGAAAGUCAAGAGUUAAAAAAAUUGAAUUUGGAAGAUUUGACAGUUCCAAAAACAGAAGAAGAGGUCUUCGGUGGUGUCAACGUGGUGAGCUGGGAAAUUGUUAUUUUAUACAAGGAGAUAGCGAGAGAGAGAUGAUAAUAAAUGAGACUGUUUUUUGUUGAGUAAUAUGCCUGCUUUCAUCCUAUUUAUCUUUUUCUCUGUCGCUUUGUUGAUGUACGCUAUUUUUGCAUAACGUCGAGCGUUACCCAAUAAGUCAGAAAGCUCUUCCUCUCAUUCCGACUUCCCCCUUUGCUCUGUCUCUUUCACCAUCCACCAAUUUCGCGAUCUUUUCUUCUCUUGGCUUCGUUAUCACCAUUGUUCUCUCCCUUCACCUCCAUUUCCCUCCGCACUCUGUUCAUCUCUUGUCGCCACACGGAACCAAGUGCCCAUUUCCUCCAUCCACAAAUUCUCAUCCUCCCUCUCGCUCAACUCACUUCGACCUACCUCAGUACCUCCUUACUUUCCCUCCGUUUGCCUAAAAAAACUCUUGAGAAACAGACAACAUAAGCCGUCUCUUGCUAGUGUCUCUUUGCCGCCGGCUCACCACUUCCUGCUUUCCUAUCCACCAGGGAAAGCUACUUAAUUCUCCUUUUUCGUGCUUCGCUCAACCAAAGCUCAGGGUGCUCGCACAGCCGUUGGCCUUCCUCUGUCAUCUGCUGAUCCCCUCUAUUCCUUCCAUCUCACUGUGGCCACUUGUGGUUUACAGAAAGGCACAAAAGUGCUCUGUUUGAGGCUCUGGAAAAAGUCAAAGCUGAGCUGAUGGUUCUUGGAUUCAUUUCGCUGCUCCUGACUUUUGGUCAGAAUCACAUUGCCAAGAUCUGCAUUCCUAAAGGAGUUGCUAGCACCAUGCUGCCAUGCCAGGCUGAUGGUGAGCAUGAAGCUAGCAGUGAAGAGGAAAAUCAUCACAGGAGACUCCUCUGGUUUGAGCGGAGAUUUUUGGCAGCUGCUUCUCCUGUAGAAUGCAGGAAGGGGUAUGAACCACUUAUAUCUGUUCAGGGAUUGCAUGACUUGCACAUUCUCAUAUUCUUCUUAGCAGUUUUCCACAUCGUGUAUAGUUUCCUUACAAUGAUGCUUGGAAGGCUGAAGAUUCGUCGCUGGAAAGAGUGGGAGAAGGAAACUUUGUCUCAUGAUUAUGAGUUUUCAAAUGAUCCUUCUAGAUUCAGGCUCACUCAUGAGACAUCUUUUGUGAGAGCACACAACAGUUUCUGGGCCAGAAUUCCAUUAUUCUUCUACAUUGUAAGAGUAUUUUCUUGACCAUUCGCAUUAUCAUUUUGUGUUACCCAGGAUAGUACAAUAUGUUCAG